This is a messenger RNA of Scatophagus argus, 875 nucleotides long. It is a transcript of the gene org, whose product is annotated as oogenesis-related gene. The record is from RefSeq and is a predicted model, not a curated record. Bases 120 to 812 code for a protein of 230 amino acids. NCBI's taxonomy places the organism in Eukaryota, Metazoa, Chordata, Actinopteri, Scatophagidae. The transcript has 6 exons.
AACUUCAGGGUACAUUUUAGCGCGCGCAACCUACACAAACUGUAGUGCUUCAGCUUUUUUUUUUUUGUCUCCUCGUCACUGCGGGCUGGCGGGUACACCAGGCUUUGACCCGAAGCAGGAUGGCGACAGAAACACACAGACACAUUUCGGAGCAGGAUCAGGUCGAAAACACUGAGGACAGAGUUGUGAGGAGGGACGGUGUUUUCCGCUCCACGCUGCGCGGCCUCUUCUGGCCAUUCGGCAUCGUGGUUCGUGCAUACCGUGGGUUUUGGUGGAUGCUGGGCUUCCGGCAGCCCCAGGAGAAAGCACUCGUCUGCCCGGCGGUUUCCAGUCCUGGGCGCCAGAGCCUCGCCGGCCGUAAACGCCUGCGCAGGGUCACCCGACUGCUGCUGUCCAUCCUGCCCCGCUGGUUGCAGGCCCGCCUGGGCUACCCGGUGUCCAGCAGCAUUGGGCGCUCGCUCUCCCCGGCUUGUUUGCCGACAGAAAUCAGAGUCUCUCCUACUAAACCUUGCGGAAAAGGCAGCAAAAGAAAGCAGGACGAGUUGGACGAGGAAGAUGAUGAUGAAGAGGAGGACGAGGAGCGUCAGACCUGGGUGGAGGCGCUCACUCAGGAGCUUGCUGAAGACGACGUCCCUGAGGAGGAUCCUGACUAUGAGCCCAGUACAAUAGAGACGGAGAGUGAAGAGUACCGCUCGCACAACAAUACAGAAAGUGACCUUGAGAUUCAGGAGAAGGGCUUGGUCAUUAUUGAAGAUGUGAACACGGGUGUCGAGUUGUCCACUCGAUCUCAAGUCUCUUGCCCUGCUGUUUAGUGUGGUAUUGUUUGUGGUUUUUGUAUGUUUAUAUAUUCAAUAAAACUUUAGUCUUUGCCUUGA